Messenger RNA from Tachysurus vachellii, 1418 nucleotides. RefSeq names its product tripartite motif-containing protein 16-like. The transcript is spliced from 6 exons. Lineage: Eukaryota; Metazoa; Chordata; Actinopteri; Siluriformes; Bagridae. Bases 153 to 1343 code for a protein of 396 amino acids. Gene Ontology annotation, molecular function: zinc ion binding; protein binding. The record is from RefSeq and is a predicted model, not a curated record.
GAAAGUUGAUUUCAACUCCUGAGAUUUCAGCACAGGAAGAAAAUGUACAGCUGUUAAUUUGUGUCUGGUGUCUCAGGCCUUCUGUUGUGAAGCUCAUCUAAAACCUUACUAUUAUUCUCCUACCUUAAAUAAGCACAGGUUAGUCGAAGCCAAUGCAGAGCUCCAAGAGAAGAUUCUGCUCUCAUCAAGACAAACAAAUCAAGAUCUACUGCGGUGCUGAUCAAAGCAUCAUCUGUUGCUUGUGUACGGUGGAUGAACACAAAAGCCACGAUAUGGUUUCGAAUAAGGCAGAAAUAACUGAAAAACAGGAGGAGCAGAUGAAAUCGCAGCAGAGGAUCCAGGAGAAGCAGAAGAAGGUGCAGGAGCUGAAACAGUCUGUGGACAUUAUUAAGAUGCGUUCACAGGCAGCAGUGGAUGACAGUGAGAGGAUCUUUACUGAGCUGAUCAGCUCCAUGGAGAAAAAGCGCUCAGAGGUGAAGGAGCUGAUCAGAGCUCAGGAGAAAGCUGAAGUGAGUCGAGCUGAACGACUCCUGAAUCAACUGGAGCAGGAGAUUGCUGAUCUUAAGGAGAGAAUCACUGAGCUGGAGCAGCUUUCACACACACAUGAUGACAUCCACUUCCUCAAGAGUUUCCCGUCUCUCUGUGUUUCUCCUGGAUGUGACGACUCACUCAGCUUCACUGUCAAUCAACAUGUCUCAUUUGAUGGAACGGGGAAAUUUCUCUCAGAACUGAAAAAACACGCUGAGCAAAUUUCUGCAGCAAUUCAGAUGAUUUUACCCUCAGAACUGAAGAGCAGAGAAGAUUUUAUGCAGUAUUUCUGUUAUUUGACUCUGGAUCCAAACACAGUACAUCAUCAGCUAAAUGUGUCUGAAAUGAACAGAGUGGUGACAUGCAGUGAGACAAAACAGCGAUACUCUGAUCAUCCAGAGAGAUUUGACUCCUGGACUCAGGUGUUGUGUAAGGAGAGUGUGUGUGGACGCUGUUACUGGGAGGUGGAGUGGAGUGGUAAAGAUGUGUUCAUUUCAGUGUCAUAUAAAGAGAUCAGCAGGAAGGGACGGGGUAAUGAGUGUGGGUUUGGACGCAACAGUCAGUCCUGGAGUCUACAGUGUUCUUCUUCCUCUGUCUCUUUUUGGCACAGUGACAUAAAGACUGUGAUCAAAGAUCCAUCGUCCUCCAGAAUAGGAGUAUAUGUGGAUCACAGUGCAGGAACUCUGUCCUUCUACAGCGUCUCUGACACCAUGAGGCUCCUCCACAGAGUCCACACCACAUUCACUCAGCCUCUAUACACUGGGGUUUAUGUGUGGCAAUAUAACUCAACUGUGAGGUUAUGUGAUCCAAACUGAAUUGUUAGUAACUCUGUUAAUUACAAUUUACAUAAUUUACAAAAAUAUUACAGUAAAAUUACAUCUGAUGUUUAA